ACAUGGAGUACACUUCAUCCCCGAAACCGCAGCUCUCAUCCCGGGCAAAUGCUUUCUCCAUAGCCGCCCUGAUGUCCAGCGGGAAGCCCAGUAAGGACAAGGAGGCGGAGGAGAACACCAUCAAGCCUCUGGAGCAAUUUGUGGAGAAGUCCUCCUGCAACCAGCAGUCCCUGGCUGACCUGUCCUCGCUGGACGGGCAUGGGGACUUCAGCGGGAGCGCGCCCGCGGUGUGCACGGAGCCGCUCAUCCCCACCAAUCCAGGCAUCCCGAGCGAGGAGAUGGCGAAGAUCUCGUGCAGCCUCGAGACCAAAGAGCUGUGGGACAAAUUUCACGAGCUCGGCACUGAGAUGAUCAUCACCAAGUCCGGAAGGAGGAUGUUUCCAACCAUCCGAGUCUCUUUCUCCGGGGUGGACCAGGACUCCAAGUACAUCGUGCUGAUGGACAUCGUCCCGGUGGACAACAAGCGCUACCGAUACGCCUACCACCGCUCCUCCUGGCUGGUAGCCGGCAAGGCCGACCCUCCUCUGCCCGCCAGGUUGUACGUUCACCCGGACUCGCCAUUCACCGGAGAGCAGCUGAUGAAGCAAAUGGUUUCCUUCGAGAAAGUGAAGCUGACAAACAACGAACUGGACCAGCACGGACAUAUCAUCCUCAAUUCCAUGCACAAAUACCAGCCGCGGGUCCACAUCAUAAAGAAGAAGGACCACACUGCCUCGCUGCUCAAUCUCAAAUCUGAGGAGUUCCGCACCUUUGUGUUCAUUGAGACGGUCUUCACGGCUGUCACAGCCUACCAAAACCAGCUGAUAACCAAACUGAAGAUUGACAGCAACCCGUUUGCCAAAGGUUUCCGGGACUCCUCACGGCUGACAGACAUGGAGAGGGAAAGUGUUGAGAAUCUGAUCCACAAGCACUCAUACGCCCGGUCGCCGAUCCGAACCUACGCGGGUGACGAGGAGAACCUGAGCGAGGACGGACACGCCGCACACACCAGAGGUUCAGCGUUCACUGCCUCAGACAACCUCUCCCUGAGUUCCUGGGUCACCACCACCUCAGGUUUCUCAGGUUUUCAGCACCCACAGUCCCUAUCAGCCAUGGGCACAGGCACCGCUGCACUGCCCCACCCCAUCCAGGGCUCCCUACCCGCUUACAGCCGCCUGGGCAUGCCCCUGACGCCCACCGCUCUGGCUGGAACCAUGCAGGGCAGCGGUCCCUCCUUCCCCUCCUUCCACAUGCCCCGCUACCACCACUACUUCCAGCAGGGGCCCUAUGCUGCCAUCCAGGGACUCCGCCACUCCUCCACUGUUAUGACACCCUUUGUAUGACUCCAUCCUGGGGAGGAGAUGGAUGAACCUCGCUCUGACACUCACCCCUGAUCUGGAGCAUCAAGUUAUUUCCUCACUCCUCAUCCAGUUUGUAUCUUUCCUUUUGGUCUUUGUAAAUAGAUACCCGACAGUGAGUAAGGUGAUGAUGCGGCGUACUGACAGCCAAUCCAAAAAGGACUGUGGCGCGCGCUUCUUUGGACCUGCGGAAACACCAGUAGAUCCUGUGGUGUCUGUGAACACUUAAAAGGCACAGUACAAACACUUGUGACCUCAAUACAAAGUACAAAACAUAAUGCAAGAUGAUAACAGGAGCAUGUUUGGUCUCAGCCCUUCUUGAACCUAAAGUGGAUCUUUGACUCAUUUUAAGAAACAAGUAGAAAGCCCCGUCUUCCUCUAAACAGUCACUGGUUGCAGAGGGGCUCGACUGGCUCUAACGAUGGCAGGCUACCGUGCUGUCCUUCAAAAUGACUCACGACUCCACCCGAUGGACACCAAGGCUCAGUCUGUGAACAUUUCAAGCAUGUCAGCAGGGCGGAGUAGCCAUCUCAGGUUUCCUCUGUUUUGGAGAAAGCCAGCCAUAUGUACAGUUAGAACUCGACACUGUUUGAAAUUAAUGUCAAAAAACGUGUUAAAAUGCACUGUACAAAGGCAGACGUGCCACAUUUACUCAUAGGAAAAUUCUCACUGUAGAGUUAAACAAAUAAUAGGACGCAUGCUGACCGCAGUAGACAUACACACUUUAUAUGGAAGAAUAUGGGAUAAAAAAAAAAAAAAAACACAUGAAAAGGUGAAUUUUUUUUUCUUUGUUUAAAGGACCAGUUAAUGGAAGCAGUGAAGCUGCUCGUACCGUGGAUGUAUUAAAAGAGCUGGAGACCAUGCUGAUGCUGCUGAGUUUGUCCUUGUGGCCACAGUGUUGCUACCAAAAAUAUCCUUAUAGACACCCAAAACUGAAAUUCAAAGUUAAAGUUAAUACUAUUUGUUUAAAGAACUUUCAGCCAGUGCUGGUUUUAGAUUUAUAAAACUUUUGCAAUGAUCAAGAAGUGAUUUGAAAUUGAGAUUUUAAAAGAAAUCUGAGCAGGAAAGCUAGAAAUCUUUUUUUGUUUGUUUGUUUUAGCACUUUCAGGUAAUUUCCUUGGCUGGCACGCAGCCACUGUGGUUUCACACAUUGGUUUGUGGACAACCAUUUCAGUGCCUCGCUCGUCUCUUUUCUUUAACCAGAUUUAGAUAGGACUGGCAAGCUAUCAGGAAAUACUGGUGCUGACAGGUUCAUUUGAUGAUAAAAGCACUUCUGUAAUUUGCUGUAAUAAUAAAGGGGAUGCUAAUGUAGGCUAGUUUAAAAAGAAACAAAAUAGGUUUUAAACUAAAUCUUUUGGGGAAAAAGUGCAUUGAGGUGUCAUUCAAAGGGGCCACACUUUUAAUUAUGAGUAACUUAAAGAAGAAGUACAUUUUAAACUGCCGAGUUAUUUAAAAAUUGAUCCCCAGCACAGUUCAAAGAGGAAAACAGCUAUAGUGGCCAAAACUGUUUUUGUAGCAGGCUGUAAACCUGAUUAAUUCUUGUGUAAAUUUGGGCGUUUUUAAGUAAAUCAGGGCUGGCUCACUUUAGCAGCCAGCCUCUAGUGGCUGUUUGAGGAAUUGCAGUUUUUCAAUUUAUUGCUUAUUGAAUCUCCAGUUCUUAUAAUACAUCCACGGUAAUCACACACAGAUCUUUAAUGUUCAUCUUUGAAUUUAACACAAGUGCCACCACUGACCAACAGCAAACUUUCUUUCUUGCUAUCAUGGCCUGAUAAAACCCAAGUUUAUCUAGGUGAGAAGAAUUAACACAAAUACAUUUCAUGAUUUUUUUUUUUUUUUUAAGAUACCAGAUCAGCUUUACUUUAGCAUGCAGUUUAGCUCGGUGAGUUGUCUUUGACACCCGAAACAAAAAGUCUAACAUGCAAUGAAGAAACACCUCAUCACACAAAGUGGCUCUGUUUAAACGCAAUUUCACAAAGACAGGUGAAUUUUACUGUCACUGUCUGGUUUGACUGGACUCUUAACUAAAAUCACUUCAAGGAUGCCUGUUUUAAAAUAGCUGUAUAUUAAUUUAAGUGAGUGAAACUGGUGGUGUGGUCCUUUAUAAAUCUGAGUACAUUCACUGUGAUCAGUUUUAUAUCAGAAGGCAGCAGAGUGAACAGUAGAAACAUAAACCCUGGCUGCUCCCUCUUUUCAACCCUCUGGUGGUCAGUCUUCAUCAGGUGUUACAGAGCUGUGUGUGUGUGGGGGGGGGUGGGGGGUGUCACACCUGGAAAUAAUGGCUCUGUGGUCUCAUUUAAUGCGACUCGCACACUCAGCUCCAGAAACUCACCAUCAGAGUCAUUUAAUUUAAAAGCUCUAAAGAAAUGAAACAGUUGAGGUCAUUUUAGUGGUCUGUAAUUGAGUCCUAAUACCUGGAGUUAGAAUGAUGAACCACCCAGGCCAACAUGCAGACUGACAUAAACUUGAACCGAAUCUGUAUUGGUGUAAACUCCAGGAUAGAAAAGUGAUAAAAUAUCCUCAGUCACUUAAACUUGAAAAGCAUGGUGUCUUCACAUUUUACAAGCCACAGUCAUUUUUUUUUUUUUUGAUGUCCUGAAUGAAAACCAUGAAAAUCCAUUUAGUUUGUACAAAAUACAUGAAAAAAACCCCUGAAAUAAUCGUUUCACUUCACUGAAAGAGGAGAAAAUAUCUGCUAAAAUGGCUGGUAUGAAUGGAGUUUUUUUUUGAGACCUCACAUUCAUGCACAUUUUCAUUAAAGGUGUCACUUUAACUUGCCUGCAGCUGCAAAAUGAUCCAUACAGGUAAACAUUUGAAAUUACACUGAAAGACCUUAUAAAUGUCCCAGUUUGACUCAUGCCACAUGUUAACAUCACGUGUAGCCAAACGCAGCAGAUCACGGGUGGAAGUGUUGGCAGCAGUUGAUUUUAUUGCAUCUGGUUAGUGUGCAGGAUGGGAAAUGUCUGCUGUGGAAAUCCAAGCUUUUUUGUUGUUGUUGUACAGCUUUGACUGAACUUUGAUUUCCACUGAUGUAAAUGUUAAACACCUCUGAGUCUCAACUCACCACUGAAAAUAAUCUCGUUUUAAAAUGUUUUGUUUUUAAUGCCAUGAUCUGAAUAUGACACCCAGUGAGAUUGUGUUUUGAUGAUUUUUAAGUGCAAUAUAUUUAUUUUAUUUUGCUGUCUGGAAAUAAUGUGUAAUGUACUUUGU
Messenger RNA from Archocentrus centrarchus (flier cichlid), 4544 nucleotides. It is a transcript of the gene tbx20, whose product is annotated as T-box transcription factor 20. NCBI's taxonomy places the organism in Eukaryota, Metazoa, Chordata, Actinopteri, Cichliformes, Cichlidae. Bases 3 to 1322 code for a protein of 439 amino acids. The transcript has 8 exons. The record is from RefSeq and is a predicted model, not a curated record. Gene Ontology annotation, molecular function: DNA-binding transcription factor activity, RNA polymerase II-specific; RNA polymerase II cis-regulatory region sequence-specific DNA binding. Gene Ontology annotation, biological process: regulation of transcription by RNA polymerase II; cell fate specification; positive regulation of DNA-templated transcription. Gene Ontology annotation, cellular component: chromatin; nucleus.